Toxorhynchites rutilus septentrionalis is the source of this 3966-nucleotide messenger RNA. Its product is annotated as centrosome-associated protein Alms1a-like. The record is from RefSeq and is a predicted model, not a curated record. The coding region runs from base 118 to 3864 and encodes 1248 amino acids. The transcript is spliced from 5 exons. Lineage: Eukaryota; Metazoa; Arthropoda; Insecta; Diptera; Culicidae.
AUGGGUAUCCUUAUUUCCUUGUAUCCUUGUUUCAUUUUCUAACGGAAUUUUUCCCAGCAUUUCGCACCGAUGUGAAAACGUUUGAUUUUGUUAUUAGUAUCGUCACAGCUUGAUGCAAUGACAAACAUUACUAAAAAUGCUCGCAUCACGGAUCAAAUAAUGGAUUACUACAUGCGCUACGGCCAGAAUCGAGACCUAGAGAAAUUUCUUCGAUUGCGCGCGAGCACAACACGCUCAUCAAGUGAUGGCAGUUUGCCAGCGUUCGACGAGUUGGAUCGCCGGACAAAGCUGACCGAGAAAUUAGGCAAAUCAAUGGAAAAUUUGUCUACCCUUAGAAACGAUGAACAGGAGCGUAGCAAAUCGCAAGAACGACUAAACGCUUCCGGUGGUAGUGCCAAAUCGGGUCACAGUGCCAAGGAUAAGAGUUCCGAAAAAGAGCAAAAGGACGAUAAACAACAACAGGCGAUCCAAUCGGGGAUGGUGGUCAAGGAAACCAAAUGUGAGAGAAAGUCUGGACGGAAUUUUAACUUCAAUUUGGAGUCAGUGAUCGAGAUAAAGCUACCAUCACCACAGCCAAUACUGCAAGCUCAUGUUGGCUCGCCUACGCAAGGUUUCUCAGCCCCAGACCGUGGUCCCGUCAUACAUGAAAUAAGCACAGCAGGCACACAAACUAUCCCAGAAGCGCGCUCAGUCGAGCAGCAAACGGAAGAACCCAUCAGACCGAUUCUGAAGCCAACCACAGCGCCAGCUGCGCUGAAUCCGGAAGAAACUAUCAAUACCACGAGGGACAUUUCCCCCGUGAGUAGCAUUACAUCUAACCGACAGAAGCUGGAAUGGGACUCUUUGGGAGACGUCGGGUACGAUUCGAACGAGAAGUUCUAUUUCUGCAAUGCUGCAGAUUUGAACGAAACGGAAAAGCGUUGUCUGCAGAAGUAUUUUGCCAAAAAAGGGAUGGAUUUCCACGAAGAAAUUGUGGUGGUCAAAAAUGUACAACAAAAAACUCCAAAGAAACGAGAUGAGCCAUCGAAGCCAUCGCAGAUAGAAACCGGGGCGAAGCAAAAAUGGCAAUCAGUAUUUAAAAAAUACAAGGAAAAAUACCCGGAUCCAUCGGACAUAUCGUUGAGUUUGAUGAAGCCAGAUGCUCAGAGUACUCCCAAACCGAUGGCGAUGCAGAAUAUUGUUCAAAGGCCAGUAAAGUCUACCCAAACCAGUCUGGUGAAGAUUUUGUCCAAGUCGAUCCAAGCGGUGCAGGUUGAAACGUCCGAUAAACUGAUUGGGACCGAAACGAUCCAACCUUCACGCUCCAUUUCGCCAUGUACAAAUAAAACAACCUCGGCAAUGGAGGCCACCUCCAAUUACGGCGAAGUAGCAGCAAGUUUCGAAUUCUUUAGCUCCCCACCAAGUGCCAACGGAAGUGACCCACGUGUACAUCAGUCUUCUGGCGAGUCUACAGUGAAAACUUCGCCGGAACUGACAACGACUUCCUCAUCGGCAGUGUCUUCAUUAUCCUCGGGAAGGCAACAGUUGUCCGCGUCUCGAACUCGGGGCAAACGUGUGGGGUAUUGCUUCGAGGAAGAGUUACGACUCGGCAUGACACUGUGCAACACGAUAUGCGAAUCGCGAAGUUUGCCCGGCCGCGUGAAGCAAAGUUUGGUCGAUAAAAUUUUCAGCAAAAUGGUAAAGAAUGAUCCGAAAGGAAGGACGAAGGAGGAGUUGUUGAAGGAUUGCGAACGGUGGAAACGGCGAGGCAAUGGAAAGAGUGGUGUGAGCGGAGCAGGUGAAAUGAAUGCAGUUGGAAAGGAUGAAGGCUCUAUAACGAUAGAAAGCAGUAAGCGAUGUGAAACGGAACAACAAGUAGAGGGCAUCAUAAAUGUCGAUGAAACACCCUCCAGUUUGGGAAAAGAAGUUUUCUCACCGACAGAUGCCAUCUCUCAAAGGCUGGAAGUGCUAAGCAUCAGAAGCAACGAGGGGCGCAAUUCGAAUGGCGAUGCGAAAUCAACAACGCAUCGAAAGCAAUCAACGUCAACCUCGUCUCAACAAACCAUAUCAUCUCGAAACGGUUCAUUACACACUGACGCUCAACAUUCAAAACGAACAUCGUCUUCCUCCCAGGAAAGAUCGGCAACUUCUUCGAUCCAUGAGAGUGACAAGCGAAUACAGAAAGCUAUGAACGAUUAUCUGAAGCCGAUGACCCACUCCGAGGUCGACUACGCGAAUCAGCAGGAAUUGAAGCGAAGCUUGGAGCAAGCGAAGAAACACCGAAAAAUGGUAACCGAGAGAGAAACGGCCAGCGCUCCAACCACAACCACAUCCACCGUCAACGAUCGAAUCAUUCAGCUCAUCCGAAAGGAGAAGAACUCCCAACUGUUGAAGAUUGAUAAAAAGAUCGAACAUUUGAAGUCGAUGAAACUUUUGCUGUUGGAGGAACAAAAAACUAUCAGCGAAACCGAGCGAGACACUCGUACAACGUAUCCCAUGGAUCAGAAAAGUAAGAAGUCGCAGCAUUUCUCAGAGGAAAAGGAAAACUACUACGAAAAUGCCAAUCGGAAAGUGAAAAGUGCAGAAAGCGUUCGUGUGUAUGCUUCAGUCCACGGAGACACAGCAAGUGGGAAAUCGAGAACUGACACAGACUGUUCCGAUGCAACAGAAUCUGCCUGGAAUUCGCACUAUCAUAUGAAAAAAAUGAUCCAGAAUCGUUCGAAGCUGGAAACUCCCACCUCCGAUGAAAGCAUAGCCACUUUUAUCAAUAACCGGAAAAUGAAAUUCAUUGAAGAUUAUGAACGCAACAGGAAACGAAUGUUUGAGGACCAAAAUCACAUCUACACGAGACCCUACAGUGGGAGGCAAAGCAAGCAGAAUCACUAUUCGCGACUGGAUGAGAAGUAUAGCGUGCGAAGAAUUGAAAAACCAAAUCAACAUGACAUGUUCAUAUCAUCCGAUUCCAUAUCACUCCCAGCGGCCAAUACCUUGACCAAUACUACCACUCACCACUACGACAUUAAAUCUUCUAAGUCUAGCUCUGAAAUUCCGUCGAACGCCAAACCUGCUGCCACACAAACCACCGAAUCAAUCCUAAGGACCAGACCAAUUUUCGAAACGAAACCUAAAUGUCAAUCCAGUUCAGUGCAAGCCGCCCCUCCCGUAGCCGUAGGAUGCCAAUGUCCGUGCAACUGUUACUGCCGUCGUCGAAAUCCUGAACCUAUAAAACAUACCGAAAUUGUUAACAGAACGCAGCAAAGGCAGGAUAAGCAGCAGCAAACGAAACCAAACUCCAUUGCUUACGUGAUAACGUUCCAAGGAGACACACACAAAAAGAACCGAGAAUCUCAAAGUUCAUCCGAGAAGGAGCAAGUGUACCGUGCAGGUUCUACCGAUACCAGUGCAUCCGAUAGCAGAGAUGGUCAACGGCAGGUCAUGGGAAAGAAGGCGGCCGAUGACCAGUUCGAUUUACUCCCGCUGGAGGAACAGUUCAGGCGAAGCCGACCGAAUACGCUUUCGAGGCUGAAGGAGCGCCAGAAAUGUGUAAACGAACUGCAUCGUUUACGUUCGGAGAGAAACAAGCAACGGAAGAAACUGUUGCUGCUGACCUCGGAUGAAUCUCUAAGGCGGGGCAGUGCGAAACAGAGUCUUCCCCCUCCUCCACUUGCUCAAAAGCGUAUCUUCUCUUCGAGAGCAAUUCGAGAGAACACACGUCGACAGGUUAGAAAGUUCCCGGAGGUUCUGCGCAAAAAAGAAAUAGAGAAGAUCAAUAAUCUCAAACGGAAAAAUCUCAUCUUACGAGAUAAAUUUAAUCGGAAUUUACAACGCAAAGUUCUACGCGGCCAUGUGGAUCUUUCAAAUAGUGUUCGGCUUAUACAAGAGUGAAAUGUGGGAACUUAAUCCGUUUCAAGCGUAUUUUAUCGAUUUGUACAUGUUUUUAAUUGACGAAAUAUAGUUCAUUAUAGUUCUAAUCCCAGCUUUGCGUGG